UGACUGUUUUCCCUGCUUUUCCUUCCUUGGAGACUGUUGUGAAGCUUUUGACAUCCAAAUAACAUGACACCACUCCAGACAUUACUCCUGUUUCUCCUACUUGUUCUUCUGGCAAACUUUUCCAAUCCUCUGGAGGAUAAUAAGAUUCCCAGUCUGUGUGCGGGCAGCCCGGGUAUUCCGGGUUCACCGGGGUUGAAUGGCAGCCCAGGCCAGCCGGGACGGGACGGAAGAGAUGGGCGCGAUGCCCCACCCGGGGAGAAAGGAGAGAGAGGGGACAGAGGAGAGCCAGGUCAGUCAGGUGAGAGAGGCUUAAGGGGGGAUCGGGGAGACCCGGGGGAGAAGGGAGAGAGGGGCUCCCCAGGAGAAUGCGCUGUGGCCCCUAAAUCUGCCUUCAGCGCCAAGCUGUCGGAAGUACGCACCACCCCCGUGGCAGCGGGGAACGCGGUGUAUUUUGACAAGGUGUUGCUAAAUGAGCAGGGAGAUUAUAAUCCGGAGACUGGUCGCUUUACCUGCAGGGUACCAGGGGUUUAUUACUUUGCCGUCCAUGCCACAGUUUACAGGGCCAGCCUCCAGUUCGACCUGAUGAAGAACGGACACACCGUGGCCUCCUACUUCCAGUUUUUUGGGAACUGGUCCAAGCCUGCUUCACUGUCCGGGGGAACUCUUCUUCAUCUGAUCCCGGGCGAUCAGGUCUGGGUGCAGAUGGCACUGGGAGAGUACACUGGAUUCUAUGCCAGCACGAAGACAGACAGCACCUUCACUGGGUUUCUGGUUUACUCAGACUGGAAAAACUCAGCUGUCUUUGCAUCUUGAGAGUUUAUGUUUUUCCCAGAGUCUUAAUGCACAUAUAAACACAGUACAGGUCAACUAAAAAUGGAGAGUUGAUAUAUAUUCACUCUUACAUGGUUAUAUUUUCAGCUGUGCUUUUCGGCUGUUUAUUGCCUCUCUAUUUUCUUGAGAACAGACAACGAUCAGUAUUUUGAUCAGUAUUUGGCCUACAGCAUUUGGUCAUUUCAGUAGUUUUGUUUUUUGUUUUGUUUUUUUUAGAUAGUUUUUUUGGUUGAGCAGUCAUCAACAGGUUCGGUAAUACCAAAAAAAUCCAUUAAUCCAAAGUCAUCACAUGCAAUGAUUCAGACAAGUUUCACAUGUGAAACUUCAAAAUAAGUGUUAGAACAUCUUCUAAAAUCAUGGUUCUCAUUUGGAAAAAAGUAGCUGGUAAUUUAGGAGCAGACAUUUUCUACAUUCUUCAGUUAUGCUGUCAGAAAAAGUAAUUCCACUGUUUUGUUCUGUUUUUUUUCUUUUGUCCUUACCACACUUCAGUAAGGACAAAGCUGAAGGCAUUGUGAGAACAGGAAUUCAUUUUAUGUCAUCUGAAGCUUCUUAAAGCUGAUAAUGUCAAACAUUAUAGUAGUAUGGUUACACAGACAUGAAAUAUGAUACCCUGUAUUAACCACUAUUUUUAUUACACUACAGUGUCAUAGUUGUGUCAUUUUUUCCAGACUUGUGGGUCCUCUUAAACUUAAUGAUUUCACCAAACAUCUGCAUUUACACACUCCAAGUUGUAACAUAAGUGUUUACCAUGCGCAGCCAAGGCACCUGGAAUGCAGAUUUUCUGUCUGCUGAAUAUGUUUGAUUUAAGGCAAAGCAAAUCGUCCAAAUUUUCCCAAAGCUGGUGGCAAAGGACUGACUUCUCGACACUCAAAAGCUCAAAAAGACGAGAGGAAUGAGGAGCACCCCCCUCGUUCCUGCACGGUCGGAGCCUGCAAAAUAUUAGUCCUCUUGAGAGGAUCUACGAGAGCUGGAGUCAGAUAUUUAAUGCUGCGUGUAACUAGUCAGGAAAAUCCCAGUUCUUUAUGAAUUUUUAAAUUAUGAAUGAGUAAACGUUGAUCUGAUGGAUAUAACUGACUGAUGC
Molecule: messenger RNA, 1912 nt
Organism: Chanos chanos (milkfish)
Lineage: Eukaryota; Metazoa; Chordata; Actinopteri; Gonorynchiformes; Chanidae
Gene: c1qtnf5
Product: C1q and TNF related 5
Exons: 3
Coding region: 64-813 (249 amino acids)
Molecular function (GO): protein binding
Source: RefSeq, a predicted model, not a curated record